CACCAGCGUAAAGCGGCAGCCAUGGAUCUCGGCGGCUCCUCGUCGCUCUCCGGCCUAGACCUCAGCAAGCUCAGCGACCGCGACAAGCAAGAACUGCAGCAAUUCGUCGUCAACGAGAGCCAGAAAGCACGCAUUCAAGCCUCGAUCCACUCCCUCACCGACACCUGCUUCCGGAAAUGCAUCCCCAGCGGCACGGUCAAGAACGGGAAACUGGAUAAAUACGAGGAGCCGUGCAUGAGGCAGUGCGUGGAUCGGUUCUUGGAUGCGAAUAUGGUGGUACUGAGGGAAUUGGAGCGGUUGAGGCAGUAA
Molecule: messenger RNA, 309 nt
Organism: Trematosphaeria pertusa
Lineage: Eukaryota; Fungi; Ascomycota; Dothideomycetes; Pleosporales; Trematosphaeriaceae
Exons: 2
Coding region: 22-309 (95 amino acids)
Source: RefSeq, a predicted model, not a curated record